GGGCUCAGAGCGCGGCUGAAACGCGAAGGAAGAAGGGCACGGAAUUGUUGUCCGGGGUUAAAAAAAAGAAAAGAAAAGUGCCGAUACGAGUUCAAAUUUAAGUUAAAACGAAAACAUUGCCCAAAACGUAAAAAGCUAGCCGUAGCCGGGCACAGGACGUGGUUCCUCGACAGAAACCCGAGAAUGAGUCUGGACAAGGCGGAACUGUGUGAUUCCCUACUAAACUGGCUGCAGACUUUCCAAGUGCCUUCAUGUACCAGCAAGAAAGACCUCACGACAGGAGUAGCCAUAGCGCACGUGCUGCACAGAAUAGACCCCUCCUGGUUUAACGAGACAUGGCUGGGCAGAAUCAAGGAGGACAGCGACUCCAACUGGCGCCUCAAGGUCAACAACUUGAAGAAGAUCCUCCAGAGCAUGUUGGAGUACUAUCACGACGUGCUGGGCCACCAGGUGUCGGAGCAGCACCUGCCGGACGUGGCCCUGAUCGGGGAGCACGGCGACAUCACGGAGCUGGGCCGCCUGGUGCAGCUGGUUCUGGGCUGCGCCGUAAGCUGUGAGAAGAAGCAAGAGCAGAUCCAGCAGAUCAUGACCCUGGAGGAAUCCGUCCAGCACGUUGUCAUGACAGCCAUUCAGGAGCUUCUCGCCAAAGACCCUCCGUCAGACCCAGCGAGUCCAGAGACCUACGGGGACUUUGACCACCAGUCCAGGAAGUACUACUUCCUGAGCGAGGAGGCCGACGAGAAAGAGGACCUGGGCCAGCGCUGCCGGACCCUGGAGCUACAGUUGUCCACUGUGAUGGAGGAGCGCUCGUCCCUGCAGGCUGAAGCUCGCUCUCUCAGGGAGCGACUGAACGGGGGUCAUGACCCCACCGCCAUCACCGGCAAGAAACUGCUGCUGCUGCAGAGCCAGAUGGAGCAGAUGCAGGAGGAGAACUACAGACUGGAGAACAGCCGGGACGACAUGCGUGUGCGAGCCGACAUGCUCCAGCGGGAGGUGCUGGACCUCCAGGGACGCAACGAGGACCUCACCUCCCUGGCCGAGGAGGCCCAGACGCUGAAGGACGAGAUGGACAUCCUCCGGCACUCGUCGGACCGUGCAGGCCGCCUGGAGGCCCUGGUGGAGACCUACAAGAGGAGGCUGGAGGACCUGGGGGACCUGCGGCGGCAGGUGCGCCUCCUGGAGGAGCGCAACACGGUGUACAUGCAGCGCACCUGUGAGCUGGAGGAGGAGCUGAGGAGGGCCAACGCCGUGCGCUCACAGCUGGACUCCUACAAGAGACAGGUCCAUGAGCUGGACUCCAGACACUCUACAGAGGCCAUGAAGGCUGAGAAGUGGCAGUUUGAGUACAAGAACCUCCAUGACAAGUACGAGGCCCUGGUCAAGGAGAAGGAGCGUCUACUGUCGGAGCGCGACACGCUCAGAGAGACCAAUGAGGAGCUGCGCUGCGUCCAGGUGCAGCAGAAGGGGCUCAGCGAGACAGGAGGUUUGUGUGGAGACUCAGGCCCGGUGGGGAGCCUAGCAGCGGAGUUCAUGCCCACGGAGUUCAAGGAGACGGUGGGGCGCCUGCAGACCGAGAACCGGAUGCUGUGUCUCCAGGAGGAGAGCGUCCGGCAGCGGCUGACGGAGCUGGAGGCGCAGCUGGAGGAGGCGCAGCGGGCCAACAACGCCCUGGAGACGCACAACAGGCUGAACCGGCAGCAGAAGUCGGAGCUGGGCUCCCAGGUGGAGGAGCUCCAGAAGGCCCUUCAGGACAUGGGCAGCAAGACUGAGGACUCGUCUCUACUGAAGAAGAAGCUGGAGGAGCACCUGGAGAAGCUGAACGAGGCACACUCUGACCUGCAGAAGAAGAAGGAGGUCAUCGACGACCUGGAGCCCAAAGAGGGCGGGGACAAACUGUCCAAGAAGAUCGAUGAGCUGCAGCAGAGUCUGAAGAAGAAGGACGAGGACAUGAGGCAGAUGGAGGACCGGUACAAGCUCUACGUGGAAAAGGCCCGAACCGUGAUCAGGACCCUGGAGCCAACCCAGCAGCAACCGCUGGCCUCCCCUGAGGUCACGGCCCUGAAGAACCAGCUGACCGAGAGGGAGAAGAGGCUCAAGCACCUGGAGAACGACUACGAGAAGAACAGGAACCGGCACGACCAGGAGGAGAAGCUGAUCAUCUCGGCCUGGUACAACAUGGGUCUGGCGCUGCACCAGAAAGUGAGCGGGGAUCGGAUUGGUUCCUCAGGCCCGGCCAUGUCCUUCCUGGCCCAGCAGAGGCAGUCCACCAACGCCAGGAGAGGGCUGACCCGGCCCCAGCCCCGAUGAGACCUCCGUCUGCUCCUCCUGCUCCCCUCUGGGGCCCUCCUGCUGGAUCUGAACCCCUGCUGGAUGCUCAGACCCAGCGGGCAUUCAGGAGACGGGUUCUAUGUGAAUUAGACCCAUAGGGUCUAAUUCACAUAGAACCCGUCCUCUGAAUGCAUGGUGGGAUGCCUGCUCGCUCUGAACACCAGCUGGGUGCAUUAAGCAUUAAGAACACUGGUACUGGGUGACACGGGCCCAUAGGUGCUGUUGCCAUGCGUGUUGUUACCAUGACAACAGUGCCGUCUGUAGAAGGUACUCCUUGGAGGUUUUUCUUACCAAAACUGCCUUUUUCCCCCCCCCUCGGUUUGGUGGCCUUAAUGCCUUCUUCUACUAGUGGUUACUGACCCCUCGAGGCAGCCUGGACUUACUGCUGCUGUUAUUGUGUCUCCUACUGCUGGACUGUUGUGGAAUGACACCCCAGAGAGACGCCGUAUUGUUUCAUACAGUCUCUAGGGAAGUCAGACCUGCUGCGGUACGACCGAUGGGAACUUUCGGAUCAAUCGGCGAAGAGACAAACAUGAGAGAGUUUUUAAUUAUUUUAUUUCAAUCAUUUCUUUUCCCAUCAUUUCUUUCCAUUUUGGUGUAAUUGUGUGCUGUUUAAUUUCCUUAUUUUAACGUGUAGAGUUCUGUUUUUAAGGAGAAGAGGCGGUGCUUGUGUGCAUCACGUAUGAAGGACAUUUCUGUCGUUGUUCUUCCACUAUGUUUUACUGGAGCUCAGAGUGGUGGUGGAGUGGAGCUAGUCCGGUCGUUGUUCUUCCACUAUGUUUUACUGGAGCUCAGAGUGGUGGUGGAGUGGAGCUAGUCCGGUCGUUGUUCUUCCACUAUGUUUUACUGGAGCUCAGAGUGGUGGUGGAGUGGAGCUAGUCCGGUCGUUGUUCCUUCACCAUGUUUUACUGGAGCUCAGGGUGGUGGAGUGGAGCCGGUCCGGUCCUGAUCCACCAAACCUUGCUCCACACUGCCCCCUUCUGGCCGGUUUUGAUUUUAGACUACUUUACUUAAGAUUUUCUUUCUGGUUCCACUUUAAUAGACAGGGUUUUGACGGACGUGGAAGAGUCCCGUUGCUGUGUGGAGGCUUUAAUCUUUAUUAUAUAAUGUGAACAAUGGGUAGGAUUAACAAUAUAUUCAUCAAAGCACUUUUACCCCCCCUCCCCCUGCCACGGGCCCUGUGCCUGUAGAAUACACUACUAGCUUCUCUGACUUCUCUGUCAGCGGGAGUUCCUUUAAGCUACAGCCCUCCUGCCCUGGUCGUCUUCCACGGCGGUGGGUCACAACUGAUGGCCUCAACGGGCCACCGUACAGCAAUACUUUAAUUAUUUGGCACUUUACAGACGAUGCCUCUUGGUACUUUAUGAGGACAUAACCGUGACAUUUCUACGAGUUUGAAUGAGCUCGACAGGGGAGACGGAAGUAGUGGGAUGAGGUCAUUUUGGAACUAAUGAAGGACCUAUUUAUCAUAUGCUGGAUGGGGCAGAAAGCUGCUGUCACCAUGAAUCACAGAAUGUCAGAAACAUUCACUUGUAUGCUGGAUUUUGGUCCCUACGCUUUUGUUCAGUUUGUGUAUUUCUGUGAUCCUCAAACCUGUAGACUAGAAUAAGCAGAUGUACUUCUUUUUUUUCGGGACAAAACAAUCCACUGCUUUGGUAUGAUUUAGACCUGAAAUAGCAUAGCUAUCGCCUUUUUUAUUUAAUUUUUUUACAAACACUACAUCUAGCAAACCUAAGCAGGCUAGCACUAGCAUGACACGGUUUCAGAAACGGUUGCGUGCUAGCGUUAGCCUGGCUCGUGCUAGCUUUUGUGCUGCAAGCAUACGUCUUGUUCUUGUAUCAGUCGACCGUAACUGUUCUGUAGCCUUAGCCUAGCGCUAGAGUGUAGGAUUACCAUCUGUCAACUGGAACCUUGUUUGCAGGCUUUAGCCUAGCUUGUGUGCUGCUAGUGUUAGCCUCGAGUGUGAGUUAAAGCUGAUGUAAUUUUGUACCGAACCCCCCCCAAAAAGCAUCCGUGUUGUGAUCCCAGCUAGCGGCUAGCAGACCUUGGCUAGUCCUAUGUGUACCUCCUUGUCAUACUUUUGGUCUAAUACUGGAUAUUUAUGUGGUGUUUUUUCUCAGUCUAUCUGCAUGGUUUGAAAUGGUUGUCUUGGUUUGUUUUAAUUAUUUUAUCUUCAUGGUUGUAUAUCAGUGGGACUGGUUGAUUUGACAGGACUUUGCUUAAAGAGGGGGUUCGGAAAAAGGUUGUCUAGGUGCUGUAGUCCUGCCUAGUCUGCACUACGAAUAAAUGGGGACUGAAGAAA
Messenger RNA from Gadus macrocephalus (Pacific cod), 4630 nucleotides. RefSeq names its product protein Hook homolog 2-like. Gene Ontology annotation, biological process: cytoplasmic microtubule organization; cytoskeleton-dependent intracellular transport. Bases 184 to 2307 code for a protein of 707 amino acids. The transcript is spliced from 22 exons. Gene Ontology annotation, molecular function: microtubule binding; dynein light intermediate chain binding. Lineage: Eukaryota; Metazoa; Chordata; Actinopteri; Gadiformes; Gadidae. Gene Ontology annotation, cellular component: cytoplasm; centrosome. The record is from RefSeq and is a predicted model, not a curated record.